Molecule: messenger RNA, 941 nt
Organism: Hibiscus syriacus
Lineage: Eukaryota; Viridiplantae; Streptophyta; Magnoliopsida; Malvales; Malvaceae
Product: transcription factor BEE 3-like
Exons: 6
Coding region: 47-901 (284 amino acids)
Biological process (GO): regulation of DNA-templated transcription
Cellular component (GO): nucleus
Molecular function (GO): protein dimerization activity; DNA-binding transcription factor activity
Source: RefSeq, a predicted model, not a curated record
ACACCCAUUUGGAAAGAGAAGAAAAAAAAACUCCCAUAAAUUCUAUAUGGCUGAUUUCACAUCAGAUUUGCAGAAUUUUAAACAAUCAUUUUCUUUCUUGGAUAUUGAUCCUACAGCCAUGGAGUCAUCACUCUGUGGUGUGCUAAACCAAGGUGUCAUAGACAAUUCAGCUGCCUUGAAUCUCCAAACCUUCUUCCCCUUCUCCAAUGAAAGCUUCUUCGGCAACCAAGGUGCUGAAAUUCCGGGAAACUGCAGAGAAAAUCCGCCUGGUUUUUUCCAAGAUACCAAUCAGGGUUUAACUGCAGCAUUCCCAGUUUCUCAGUCAGUACCCUUUGUCGCUGCUAAAAACGAAUUCCUUGGAAGCAACAAGAGAAAAUCAUUGGAUGUGUCAGAAAGUAGUUCUGGGAAUUCAUCAUCUCCACAACCUUUAGAAAGUUGGACCAAGAGAAGAAAUAAUUCUGGGAGAGGGAAAAGAGCAAAAAACAAUGAAAAGGAAGAAAAUAAACCAAAAGAUGUGGUUCAUGUCAGGGCCAGAAGAGGUGAAGCUACUGACAGCCAUAGUUUGGCAGAAAGGGUUAGAAGAGGGAAAAUCAAUGAGAGACUAAGAUGCUUGCAAGAUAUUGUCCCAGGAUGCUACAAGACCAUGGGUAUGGCAGUGAUGUUAGAUGAGAUAAUCAGUUAUGUGCAGUCCUUGCAGAACCAAGUUGAGUUUCUUUCAAUGAAGCUAACAGCAGCAAGCACUUACUAUGACUUCAAUUCAGACUCAGAUGCCAUGGAAAGAUUGCAGAGAGAAAAAGCACUGGGGGCAAAAGAUCAGUUGGAAAGUUUGACGAGAGAAGGAAAUGUCGGAGGGGUAGCUUGCUUCCACUCAUCAUCAUCAACAUGGUCCUCUUUCACUUAAUUUCUACAUACGAUGAUGGACAUGCUUUAUUUUUCACCAC